AAUUCCAAUUUGGAAUUUGAUUAAUCUUCCAAUCAAAUAUUUAACUUUCAGACACUUUUCGUGCUUGGAAUGUUUCAUACGGUUGAUGGGUAUCGAUAUUCAAGUCGCAGGUGCAGUGAUAGCGACUAAUGUGAUCUAGUCAAUGGUGCAAUUUUUUCUAUUCCUCUGUUUGAAGAGAUGACAUUUUAGAGUCAUUCUUCUCAGAGAAGGCCAGUUCCAAAUACAACCCUCCUCUGCCUACAUAUGUAUGCCAUAGACAACAAAAUCAGGUCUUAUCUUCCCAAUUCAACAUGAGAUUCUCUGCCGCUGUCUCCCUGUUUAUUCUUUCUGUUCUUGUUUUCUGUCCAUUGAUUCAUUCUCAGCAGCUUUAUGAGGGAAAAGCUACAACAGAUUGUUCCAAUACCGGCGGUUCUGUUCUCGGAUACUCCUGCAAUGGCGUCAACAGGAGUUGCCAGGCUUAUCUCACCUUCAGAUCUCAGCCUUCUUAUAACAAUGUUUCUUCCAUCUCUACCCUCUUGAAUUCUGACCCAUCUCAGCUUUCUGCAAUAAAUUCUGUUUCUGAGACUUCUUCAUUUGAUACAAACAAGUUGGUGCUAAUUCCUGUCAAUUGUUCUUGUUCAGGUGCCUACUAUCAAUCUAAUGCAUCUUAUGUGGUCCAGGCAAGAGACUCGAUUUUCGUGAUUGCUAAUGAUACUUAUCAGGCUCUUUCAAACUGUCAAGCUGUCCUGGAACAAAACGGAAAGACAACAUUAAUAAUUCCUGGUGAAAGGCUCACAAUUCCUUUGAGAUGUGCUUGCCCCACCAAAAACCAAACUGAUAUAGGCAUCAAGUAUCUGUUAAGUUACCUAGUCACUUGGGAAGAUACAGUUUCUGCCAUUAGUGCACAAUUUGGUGUGGAUUCCGAGAGGAUCCUUGAUGCUAAUGGGCUUACUGAGGAGAAUAUCAUUAACCCCUUCACCACCCUUUUGAUUCCCCUGGAAAGCCCACCAUCAAGCGUUCAAACAAUAACACCACCUCCACCUCCAGCUUCACCACCGCCUCCGCCAUCCCCUAACACCAACGACAGUUCCAACAAAACAUGGGUUUACGUCCUCGUUGGGGUUCUUGGAGGAGUUGCUGUCAUCACAGUUCUUGGUGUCAUUAUUUUCUUUGCAGUGUUUCGGAAAAACAAGAAGAAAUCCGAUCCAAAUAUCAUCUCUAAAAGCUUCGAGACUCGCGAGAAACCCAUCAACAAGAAGUUGGAUGAAGAAUCUCAAGACUUCUUGGAGAGCUUAUCUAGUAUAGCUCAAUCCAUUAAAGUUUACAAGUUCAAAGAACUUCAAAUGGCAACUGAUAACUUUAGUCCCAGUUGUUUGAUUAACGGAUCUGUUUAUCGUGGCUUAUUAAACGGUGAUUAUGCUGCCAUUAAGAAGGUGAAUGGUGAUGUAUCAAAGGAGAUAGAUAUAUUAAACAAGAUCAACCAUUUUAAUCUUGUUCGACUGUCUGGUGUUUGUUUCAGUGAAGGGAAUUGGUAUCUAGUUUACGAGUAUGCUGUAAAUGGACCCUUGAGUAAUUGGAUUUACAGCACAAACAAUGAUGGGAAGUUCUUAAUUUGGACACAGAGACUGCAGAUUGCUUUCGACGUGGCCACAGGGCUUAACUAUCUACAUUGUUUCACUGUUCCUUCUCAAGUCCACAAGGAUAUAAAAAGCAGUAACAUUCUACUUGACAGUGAUUUCAGGGCUAAGAUUGCAAAUCUUGGCAUGGCAAGAUCAGCACAAGGGCAGGAAGGUGAAUUUGCCUUGACAAGGCACAUUGUCGGAACAAAAGGUUUCAUGGCUCCUGAGUACUUGGAACAUGGUCUGAUCUCUACAAAGCUUGAUGUCUAUGCAUUUGGGGUUCUUAUGUUGGAGAUAGUUUCAGGCAAAGAGGUUGAUGCUUUAUACACAGAGGAAGAUAUGAACUUAUCAGAUGUGUUAAAUGAUGUUCUUUCCAAGGAAGAUGGACAAGAGACACUGAGGAAAUUUGUUGAUCCUUCCAUGCAAGGAAAUUAUCCUUUAGAACUAACUGUUCUUGUGAUGAGAUUGAUUGAUAGUUGCUUGAAUAAAAAUCCAGCAGAUCGCCCAUCCAUGGAUGAGAUCACAGAGUCUCUCUCAAGAAUCUUGACCUCUUCACUGAACUGGGAAUCAUCCACCGUCUCAGGCUACCAUUCUUGACAGCAAGGUAUCUAAAAUGAACGUUUUACUGCAAUUACAAGUUCUCUUUUUCUUUUUUUCUUUUUUGAGGAUUGUUCUGUAUUAGUUCUCUCUUUUCUUUUGAACAUUGACAUGAAACUUCUGUUCAUUUUUAUCCAUUACACUGUUGAAUAAUACUAGCUUGCUUAUGAAU
Messenger RNA from Manihot esculenta (cassava), 2367 nucleotides. RefSeq names its product lysM domain receptor-like kinase 4. The transcript has a single exon. Gene Ontology annotation, biological process: protein phosphorylation. The coding region runs from base 291 to 2195 and encodes 634 amino acids. The record is from RefSeq and is a predicted model, not a curated record. Lineage: Eukaryota; Viridiplantae; Streptophyta; Magnoliopsida; Malpighiales; Euphorbiaceae. Gene Ontology annotation, molecular function: protein kinase activity; ATP binding.